AUGCGCAGCGCGCGCAUGCGCAUAAAUGCAGUGAGCUGGGCCCGAGGACGCCCCAGUCACCUGGACACACCACCCAACAUCUACGAGGGGGGCCUGGGGGCCCAGCAGCAGCAGUGCCCCAGUGCCCAGGGAAAUAAGCCCAAGAACUUCCGGCUGCGCCACCUCCGGACCCUGGCUCUCUACCUGCCAGGCCACAUGCAGCCUGCUGGCCAGUGUGAGAGCCACUGGCUGGGCCGGCUCAUGGCUGGGGGCUACCUACCACAGCCUGAGGGCUCCACCUGGCCCCUGGACCUGCCACAGGGGACUCUGGGCCCAGGUAACAACCACUGCUCAACCCUUCUGGAAGCCCAACUACCCAGGGACAGCCUGGGAGAUACAGCUUCCAGUUCCAGCAUGGACCCAGCCAAGGGUGUCCCUGCCCAGCCAGGUCCCCCUGAGGGCUUGGGGCUCAGGCCCAAGAGGUCCUGGGGGGCCUUGGAGGAGGCCAUGUGUCCCUUGUGCAAGAGAACCCGCUCUGGGGCCUUGGAGAGGCCAUAG
Molecule: messenger RNA, 537 nt
Organism: Sciurus carolinensis (gray squirrel)
Lineage: Eukaryota; Metazoa; Chordata; Mammalia; Rodentia; Sciuridae
Gene: C18H16orf90
Product: chromosome 18 C16orf90 homolog
Exons: 3
Coding region: 1-537 (178 amino acids)
Source: RefSeq, a predicted model, not a curated record